This is a messenger RNA of Hermetia illucens (black soldier fly), 1157 nucleotides long. RefSeq names its product probable 3-hydroxyisobutyrate dehydrogenase, mitochondrial. Gene Ontology annotation, cellular component: mitochondrion. Gene Ontology annotation, biological process: L-valine catabolic process. NCBI's taxonomy places the organism in Eukaryota, Metazoa, Arthropoda, Insecta, Diptera, Stratiomyidae. The record is from RefSeq and is a predicted model, not a curated record. Bases 99 to 1073 code for a protein of 324 amino acids. Gene Ontology annotation, molecular function: NADP binding; 3-hydroxyisobutyrate dehydrogenase activity; NAD binding. The transcript is spliced from 4 exons.
GGGGAAUUAGUCGGGGGGCUCGAACUCAGCUCCACUCGCUAGAAUUGCGUUGAUUAAAUUUAGUUGUCUGGAAUCGGUCAGUGAGUUGCUCAGUGAAAAUGGCUUUCCGUACUUUAGUGUUUUCGCCAGUAUUCAAACAAAACAUCCAAAUAAUUAACUUUGCAAGAUGCAUGUCCACGGCUGGAGGCAAGAAUAUCGGAUUUAUUGGUCUUGGAAACAUGGGCGCUCAUAUGGUGUCAAAUUUGAUGAAUAAGGGUCACACUCUCCAUGUCUACGAUAUUUCCGAGGAAGCUUGCCGCAACAUGGAGAAGAAAGGAGCUAAAGUUUACAGCGACACCGUCAAGCUUGCAAGCCAAUCCGAAUUCGUUGUAACGAUGUUGCCAAACAAUGACAUCGUCUCCGAUACCUACCACAAAAUGGUUCAAGAUGGUGUUCGCAAGGAUACCAUUUUCAUCGACUCCAGCACCAUCGAUCCAAAUGUGGUUAAAUCAGUUCAAAAGUACAUCAAAUCAAAGGGCGCACGUUUCGUUGAUGCCCCUGUCUCAGGUGGUGUACCCGGCGCCGAGGCUGCCACACUCACCUUCAUGGUUGGUGGAACAACUGAAGAGUACAAUGCCGUCAAAGGAAUCUUGGAGUGCAUGGGAAAGCGAAUUGUUCACUGCGGUGACUACGGCAUGGGCCAAGCCGCUAAGCUUUGCAACAACAUGAUGCUUGGUAUCUCUAUGAUUGGUACAGCAGAAACAAUGAAUUUGGCAAUCAGGCUUGGAUUGAAUCCAAAAACCUUCAUGGAAAUCUUAAACUCGUCGACAGGCAGAUGCUGGUCAUCUGAAGCCUAUAACCCAGUUCCCGGCCUUGUUCCAACAGCUCCAGCUAACAAAGACUAUGCCGGUGGUUUCUCAACUGCAUUGAUCACAAAGGAUCUUGGAUUGGCAUCUGGAGUGGCAACAGCAUCUAACACCCCCAUCGCACUCGGUGGCAUGGCACAUCAAAUCUACCGCACUCUUAAUUCCAAAGGAUUGGGAAACAAGGAUUUCUCAAUUAUUUAUGAUUUCUUGAAAAACGAAAAGAACUAAAAUGACACGGUUUUGGGAAGCGAACUCCAGAUUGUGCAUUUAUUUUUUUUAUAUGUAUAUACUUAUGACCAGGCAAUGCAUUUA